GAGAUGUGCCAGAUUCUGUGGAAAUUACUUGGAAUUCUUAGUAAUCAGAAUCAACUGAUUUUGUGCAUCACAUUGUUGUAUCAAAUACAUAAUAUAUUCGACAAUAGGUUUUUUGUGGAAAAUAUCAUCUGUCAUUUCCUUACAGUAGAAAAUAUCAAUGUUCAGUAUAUGAAACGGUUUUUCUUACUGUGGCACUUAGGGAGGAAUCUCAAUAUUAAAUUGCCACCAAACAGAUCCAGUAUCAGGAAUUUUGACAGGUGUCUACUAAAAAUUCUGGACAAUCUACAAAACAAGGAUAGACCAAACCUUCAACUCUUGUCAGAAUCUUUUCUAUCACACAGCCUUCUACACAAUGACAUUACAAGAAUAAUAAAUCCCAUUUUUAUGAAAUUGUUAGCAUCCAACACUGCCAGAGUGUCCAUAGUACAUGUGAAUAUUCAAGAUUCCGAUUCACAAAGUGACACUGUAUCGCAGGAUGUCAAAAUAGAAAAUGUACAUUCCAAAAAAGUCUAUGCUGUUAGCAAUGUCGACGGCAAUGUCAUGUAUCAUGUAACUGACAGUCCUAGUCCCAGGCCUACCAAAAAGAAAUGGUUCGCCUUCUCAAAAUCUGAUAAAAAAUAUUCAUCUUCAGUUAUCAACAUGACGACAAGCAUUACCGAAGAUUCAAAUGUUGUUACGAAGAAAAAUAUAGACUUUAAAGGUGUUAACAUGUCUCCCACCUCUGAGAAGGCUCAUAAAAAUGUCAAAUUAUUUAUCAAUCCUUUGAGUUCAAAAGAGGUUUAUCCCAUUGGGUUGAACGGUUCCUAUUCCAAACGGGAAUCUCACUCUUCUUUGGAAAGUUUGUCCUCUUGCAACGAGUAUACACAACUCAGUAACGAAGAAUCUUCGAUUCCCCCUGAACGUGUUAUUGGUGAUAGAGAUUCAGGGUUUGACAGCCUCAAGAACAAAAGUCACCCGGAACUUUCCAAUAUAGUUAAUGGAAAAGAUUUCACACCAACGUAUUUAUUGGAGAGCAUAGAACCAAUUUCUGAUGGAUUCAAAGCUGAUGCAAUCAAUGGACACUUGAUCGGAUCAAAAAUUCCGAAGUCUCAAAGCUUUGAUGAGAAAAUAGGCACUUCAAAAUCUACAGAUAUUGAAAGUUCUUUAGUACAAAGUUGGUCUUACUGCAUUUCUGAUUCUGCCAGCUUGCACGCAACUUGUGAAUUGGAGCUGAGUAAAAGUGCCGAAGAAUUUUUCAAAGUUAAAAAUGAAGAUAGAGCUGUUAUUAAUGAAAUUCUGAACACUAUAAUUGAUAAAGUAUGUUCACAACUGGACGAAACGGACUAUACUCCACAGAGGCCUACAGAUUUAGAUUUGAAGCCAAGAAUCAGUUCUCAGCCACCGAAAAAUAUUGUGUUAUAUCCAAUUCAUUCACAUCUCUGUCUGUAUUAUGAAAUUUUCGACUCGAAUCAGAUCAUUUAUGCCCUUCAAACACUGAAGAACUGUAUUUCAGCAGAACCUCAGUUAUUCAUCAAAUGUUUAGCAACGAGUGGCAUCAACAAUUUAAAAAAUAAUGAAAUUCUGAAUCUUUUGGCAAGACACCGAAAAUCUUCACUUGGGUACGGAUUUGCCGGUGAACUAAGCACUGACCAUAUAAAUUACUACAGAGGAUAUAUGUUUCUUGACGUCAUUAUACAUAUUUGUGUAAACUAUUCAAGAACAUUCUAUCCGUUUAUAGAGGACUCUUCCCUAGUUUCUGAAGAAAUGAAUAAUAAUUUGAAAAUACAGCUGGAAAGCUUAGAGAUUCUCGAUAUAAUUAUGAAGAAGUUAAUAAUAAUGGUGAAGGAAAAUUCUAAGGGCUUCUCUAGUUAUAUAGCGGAUUUGUUGGUGAAGUGCAAACUGCAAAAAAUACUUUUGAACUGCUUAUUAACUUCUGUGAGAAACUUUGAUGAAGACAUGACAUUUGCUGAGGAAAUUCUAGCUUUCAACAACUUCCAGCUUUGUGAUAGUAAGAAUAAAGUUGGGGAACAUGUGGAAGCCUUUCAAAUACAGAUUCUGAGGUUAAUUCAUUCCUUAAUCAUUUUGGAGCACAACGUGUUCCCUGCUAAAUCUACAGAAUCCACUUCUAGUAACGGAGAUCAAUUGAAUAGGCCAAUUGUUGUGAUACCACAGCAGCAAAUUUUUUUAUCAGCCAUAAUGAGCGCUCUACGCCAUCAAAAUAUGAAACACAUACAUGAAAAAUGGCUGCAUCUAGUUACUUCAUGUCUCCCCUACUUUGGCGACAAUCUCAAACAAAUAUCUAUCAGUGUCAUCCACCAAAUUUGCAAUAAUAUUGAAGAAAUCGCUUUGAACUAUAAAUGUACAGAAUUAGAAGACGAGUUAUGUUCGGACUAUGCAGUAAUUCAGCUGGAAGCUUUAACAGUUCUUUGUCAUUAUUGUUUGUUGGAUUCGACUCAAACUGUUAAGCAAAAUAUUCCAGUGAACCCCAGCACUCCAGUUUCUAAUCCGGGAGAAAUAAUUAACAAUCUCUUCAAUGUAUUUUUUCUGCCUUUGAGUGUUGAUAUGAACUUUCCGGCAAAACACAACUCGGAUAACUAUCAGAAUGCGAGAAAAACAAUAUUAAGUCAUAUGCCUAGAAUCAUUUCUAGCGUCGCCAAGCUGUGGCAAACUAUCGUUACUCUGGAUAGUGACUACUGCGGCAUCUACGGAAACUCCAAAGUAGUUGAGCAGCAACUCCUAGAAUUCUUGAGUCCUAUUUCUAUUCAUCAUAGCGCAAGCUUUUUGGCUGCCAUAUCUGUGGCUUGGUAUGAAAGGAGAAAUCCAUUCAGUAGUGUAAAAACUGUGCUUCCUGAACCAAACGUUGGUCAAAUCAACUUGGUACAAUUGAUUCUGGCCAUCAGAGUUAUUCCCCUAGACAAUUUAGUACAAACUGUAACAGCUGUGAUAAAAAACCCUCCUCCCACUGAAGGUCUCAGUUCAGAAAUUUGCCUAGAUGUAUCUGUUCUUGAGCUAUUUUAUUGUUAUAUGAGAAAUGCUUCCUCUACCCAGUUAUUUGAGGCAUGGGGCUCCCUACUGACAUUGAUCAGAGAAGGUUGUUCAUUGUCUCCCCCUGCUCAGUUUUUGCUUGCCGCCCUCCUACACGAAAUAAUGAUAAAGUGUUGCCCACUAGAAGAGAGAAAAGAUCAAAAAGAUCUGCAAGAUGUUACAACGAAAUUGAUAGAUUGUGUUUCACAAGUUUGCGGCUCGUGCUUGGAACAAACCACCUGGUUGAGAAAAAACUAUGCUGUGAAAGAACAAGAUGAAGAGAGCACUCCCGAAGCCAGUAUUCUGAAUGGGAGUACCAGUAGUGAAGUAUUUGUAACCUCUAACCAUAGCGUACAGGCACAAUUAGUUUUAUCAGAAAUUCUAGCUCCAAUUUUAGAUAUAUGCUUUGGUUCGUGUGAAAAGGACAAAGUCAAUGGAAUCCUCACCUCGUUAAUGUGCAACAUAGUUCCUUAUUUAAAAACGCAUACUGUUCGUAAUAUGCCCAGCUUCAGUGCUUGCUCGAAACUAUUAGCAAGCUUGAGUAGCUACCAAUAUACAAGGAAGGCAUGGAGAAAGGAUAUUUUCGACCUAUUGUUCGAUAACACACUUUUUCAAAUGGAUUAUUCUUGUCUGAAAUUCUGGAGGGUGAUUGUAGAUAAUUUGAUGACCCAUGACAAUAUUACAUUUAGGGAUUUGAUGAAUCGUGUUUCGUUGAAUCAGAGUGGGAGUUUAAGUAUAUUCUCAUCAAGGGAACAAGAAUAUGAGCAGAAGGCACAGUUACUGAAGAGACUAGCUUAUGUAAUAUUCUGUAGUGAAAUGGAUCAAUAUGCCAAGUAUAUGCCUGAUAUUCAAGAACAACUUACAAGUAGUCUGAGGCUAAAUGCACCAAAUGUUCAAGCACAAGUGUUCUUUUGUUUUCGAGUAAUAUUAAUGCGAAUGAGUCCCUUACACGUUACUUCCUUAUGGCCGAUCAUCAUAAGUGAAAUGCUGCAGGUAUUUUUACAGAUCGAACAAGAAUUAUCAACGGAUACGGAGGAAUUCAGGACAAACAACAGUUCUCACAUAAAACUAAUGUCGUCUCUUGAUGCAAGCUGGACUACCAAUAGCAGCAAUGGCCUCCACGCCUUGGGCCAUCCACAUUGGCUACGACUUCAGUUGGCAACAGCCAAAUUAUUGGAUCUAUCGUUGCUUUUACCCGCCACAACGCUUCCUCAAUUCCAAAUGUAUCGAUGGGCCUUUGUCGGAGAUGACCUACUUAGACGAGAUGACCCUAUUAACCAAGUCUCGUUUCUUCCACAUGUUGUUCGGAUCGCCGAUCUAAUGGACAGAAAAUAUCCAGACACCCACAUCGAUAUAUUGCCAAUGAAAAGAAAUGAACUACUUUUGACAACCAACAGCAUCACCCAACUAAAAGACUUGCACAGCUUCUUCAAAACUCUCAGCAGUUGUUCAGAUAGACAUAGAACAGAAUGCAGUAGGCUCACCCCGACCGAUUAUGUUUAUUCGGAAAAGCAGCAAGACAAGCAAAUGGACACAAUAUUAGAAAAAGUCGAUAGGGUCAUUGAAAUGGAUUUCCUCGAAAGAAUUCCGAGAUAAAGUAACUUUUGAAUAAUUUCUGUGAAUGUGUUAAUAAUCUUAUUUUCUAGCAUAUUUUCGUGUAUAUAUGUAUAAAUCAUAUUUUGAAGAAAUUCUAUAUUUUCUCGAAAGAAUCAGUAUUAAAUGCGGUGCAUUUCUAAGUUGGAAGGUUGUGAGUAUUUUGUGUUUCUAGAUUGGGUCUAGAUUUCUUAUCAGGUUCAUUAUAUUUAUCUGAAAUCAG
Leptinotarsa decemlineata (Colorado potato beetle) is the source of this 4819-nucleotide messenger RNA. Its product is annotated as protein DOP1 homolog. Gene Ontology annotation, cellular component: trans-Golgi network; endosome. The record is from RefSeq and is a predicted model, not a curated record. NCBI's taxonomy places the organism in Eukaryota, Metazoa, Arthropoda, Insecta, Coleoptera, Chrysomelidae. Gene Ontology annotation, biological process: Golgi to endosome transport.